GGCCUCGUGCCCCCGUUCGUACCCGACCCCGACUCCCCUUCGUCGACGCCGUCAUCCCCUUUCCCUCCCUUCCCCGGCGAGCUAUCACCGUCAGCCGCCACCCCAGCUCCGCCAUGGACUCGCUCCUCGCCAGCUACGCCUCUUCCGACGACGAAGCCGACGAGGCCCCACCUGCCCCUGCCCCCGCCGCGGCCCGGGGCGGGGAGGCCGGCGCCAAGCCCCCCACCGCCUCCUCCGGUGGCGGCGGCGGAAUCUUCUCCUCGCUACCGCAGCCCAAGUCCGCUGCUCUCUUCUCCUCCCUCCCGCCGCCCAAAUCUGCCCCUGCCCCCAGCGCGACCCGGGACGGUGAGGCCGCCGGGAAGCCCCCCACCUCCUCCUCCGCUGGCGGCGGAAUCUUCUCCUCGCUCCCGCAGCCCAAGUCCGCGGCUCUCUUCUCCUCCCUCCCGGCGCCCAAAUCCACCCCCGCCCCCGUCCCCGCCGCCGUCCCGACCUUCUCCUCAAUCCCGGCCCCGAAGUCCUCCACCGGAAAACCUAAGCGCGUCGUCCAGUACCGCCCGCAGCCGAUCCGGCAGCCCACGGGCGACAGCUCCGACGACGAGGAGGACGACGCCAAGAAGCGCCGCGCCAGCGCCGCCGAGGCGCGCUUGCCGCCCGUGUCUGCUGGCUCGGGGCCCGUGUCCUCGUUCCUCCCCCCACCUAAGCACUCGCUUGGGCUCGGCUCCGGCUUGGGCGCCGGCGCCAGGAGGUCGGCUAUCGAUACGGCUGCGCCGGAGAGGUCGAAUCUCGGCGCGCCCGUGCCUUCAGGCUCCAUUGCCAACACUGGAGCGCCUGAGAAGCCUGAUGUCGCUUCGGAUGACGACGAUUCAGAGGAUAGUGGCAGUGAGGAGGACAUGCCUGUGCCGGAGCAGCUGGAGGAGGGGCAAGAAGAACAGCAGGGUCUCGAAGCUGCAGCUGGAGAGCAGCAACAGCAAGGCUAUUAUGCAGCAGCCGGGAGCACCAGUGGAUAUGAAGCCUAUGCGUGGGAUCCAAACUACUAUGCUCAAUAUGGUGCGAAUUAUGGCUGGGAUCCUAGUGCCAAUCCAAAUUAUGUGGCUGGAGCACAGUAUGCUGCAUCUGGAGGAGAGCAAAGUGGUGGGUAUGUUCAUUCACACGGAGGGGAGCAUGGUGGUGGAUACGAGUAUGUUGCGGCAGCGCCAUAUGGAGUAGAUUAUACUGGAGGGUAUGUCCAUGAGGUGGCAGCACCAACGCAAGAACCAGUAUUGCCACCGGAGAUGGGUAGGAUUGGCGGGAAGAGAGGCAGGAAUGAUAUGCCAGCGCAGAUUUUAGAGGUAGAUCAGGCAGAGCUGAUGAAGAAUCGACCUAAGCAGGAUACGUCCAAGCUUACUGGACUGGCCUUUGGUCCUAGUUAUCAGCCUGCCCCAUCUGCGAAAGGAAAACCAUCCAAGUUGCACAAAAGGAAGCACCAGAUUGGUUCUCUGUACUUUGACAUGAAGUCAAAGGAGAUGGAGCUUGCGGAGAGGCGCUCGAAGGGCAUUCUUACGAAAGCAGAAACUCAAGCAAAAUAUGGCUGGUGAAAUUGUGAGCAUGUAAGAAAAUUUCAGGAAGUGGCAGAAUUGAAAUGUUUGUGAAUUUUUGUUGUAAGAGUUACGGAUGAUAUAACCCCAAUGAAGAACAAAUAGUUAAAUGAUCAGUCGGUAUUUGUGUUGCCCAGCUUGCUUUGUGAAUUUGUGAUGUUGGCAUGAAUUUGAAGCAUACACUUAUCAGCUACUGUAUAUAAACCGCUUGAAUUUAUUUUU
Messenger RNA from Setaria italica (foxtail millet), 1796 nucleotides. Its product is annotated as proline-rich protein PRCC. Bases 114 to 1574 code for a protein of 486 amino acids. NCBI's taxonomy places the organism in Eukaryota, Viridiplantae, Streptophyta, Magnoliopsida, Poales, Poaceae. Gene Ontology annotation, cellular component: nucleus. The record is from RefSeq and is a predicted model, not a curated record. The transcript is spliced from 2 exons.